GAAGCGGAAAAUGCCAUUACCGCUAUGAAUGGUCAAUGGUUGGGCUCUCGUUCGAUACGCACGAAUUGGGCUACAAGAAAACCGCCGGCGACAAAAUUGGAUGUUAAUGCCAAACCUUUAACCUUCGAUGAGGUGUACAACCAAAGCAGUCCCACUAAUUGCACCGUCUAUUGUGGUGGCAUCAAUGGUGCAUUGUCCGGCUUUCUAAACGAGGAUAUUUUGCAGAAAACUUUCUCUCCCUAUGGCACAAUUCAGGAGAUAAGGGUGUUCAAGGACAAAGGAUAUGCAUUUGUGCG
Messenger RNA from Bactrocera oleae (olive fruit fly), 296 nucleotides. The record is from RefSeq and is a predicted model, not a curated record. NCBI's taxonomy places the organism in Eukaryota, Metazoa, Arthropoda, Insecta, Diptera, Tephritidae.